CGCUUAAUUCAUUUCAUUUCGAGUUUCAUACAUCGAACGAAAAUUAAUAAACUCUUCGAUACUUCGAAAUUUUGAAUUGACAUUUCAAUUAAAUAAAAAAAUCUUGAUGAAUUGCCUCAUGUGCAUUUGAUUUCUUUAAUGAAAUAGUUCGUUUUUUUAUUGUGUUAUUAUUUGUGCAUGUGUUUUUUGUGCUGUUAUAUAUGUAUAUUUCUUUCGCAAAACCAGUGUGAAUUCGAAUCGAAAUCAGCUUCAAGAAUUUGAAAUUCUUCAUAUAAAAAAGAGACAAAAAGACCAAAAGUUCAAAUAAAAAGUUACAAAAAACUGACAACGUGAACAAUAACAUUGAUAAUUGAAUGAUUCAAAAUUGGCCGUUUCUUUUAUCAUCAUCGCCCCUUUUUUGCAAAAUCGAGAGCGAGAAAAAAAUGUGUCUUGGAAUUUAGUCACAUGUGUAGGCACAAACUGUUGAAAGAGAAAAACUUGCCGUUUUAGUGCGUUUGUUGUAGUGAACCUUUUGAAUUCAGAUCACCACUGUUUGUGCACACUCAAUACUGUUUACUAUCCACCAUCGAUUAUUAGUACAGAAAAAAAAAUACACGUACGGAGCAACGAAAAAACAAAAAAGAUCCGUAAAAAACCAAAACAAAAAAGACAGACACAAACAUAUAUACUAUCUCUCAUUGACUUCGUGUGCCGCCAGUGUUUUACAAUUCACCAGCCGAUUUAUCUCAGCAAGUUGAGGCAAGUUGUGCGCCUUGAAGUUACUGUGUAAUUUGUAAGUGAAGAGAACAAGCGAAAAAAGCAUCUAUUCGAUUUAUUACUAAGAGAGAAAGAUACAUUAUUUGUGUAGUUUUUUUUUCAUCUCCUUCAUGUUUUUGUUGCUAUAUUUAUGUGUUUGCAUCAAACAUUCAGAGGAAAAAGUUCCCGAAGAAAAUACGAACGUAUGCAGAGGAAAAAAAAAACAAAUUCAGUAUGCAUAGAAAAAUAUUCGAAAUAAAAACGAAAUAACCGCAGAAGAGUAAAAAAAAAUACAUAACAACAACACACAUAGAUAUUUCUGUUUGAAAUUACAAAAAAAAACUACGAGAGAAGCGCGUAAUGAAAUAACAGCGCAAAGCAAGUGAUGUGCAUUUUCGUUGUGUGAGAAAAACAUAAACUAAACAGCUAAAACAAAACAGAAGACAAAUGAAUAAAAAACAACAACAUACAAACUGAAGCAUCAGCAGCACCAGCAAACGCAACUCAGCUAAGAGAGAGAAAAAAAGCCACCUGAACACUGCUGAAGAAAAAAAAAACAAGUCAUACACAAUAUUUUUGUAUGAAAUAAAAUUAAUUGUACGUGGUUUAGUUACAAAUUAGUAGUAAAGUAACCGAAUGUAUUGUAGUUUUCGGUUGGCGAUAAUCUGUACCAUUCAAACAGAAUAAAAAACUCAUGCGUGUUUGUGCGUUUCAUUGAAGAAAGUUAUUGAAAGAGUGUGGAAUUGACAGUAGAAAACCGGGCAGAAGAAGAAGGAAAAGAAACAAAGACUGAAGCCGAAACAAAUAAAAACCGAUUAAAUAAACGCUUAUAAUUUUUUUUUCCUCUCUCAAUUCACCGAUUUGUGCAAAUACACAUCUCAACCAUACGCACGCAUCGAUACCAUCGAGAAUUAAAUCAUUACACUUAAAUUGUAAAUGGUGCCGAAACGGACGAACAAUGUUUGUAUCAUCCGUAUAUAACCCAAGCGACGAAGAUUCAUUUCGAAAUCCGACGAAAUCAGUACAAUACUCGUAAAAUUGUACGAUUAUCCAAAUUAAAAGUCAAUACGAAAAUGUUGAAAAAAACAUAAAAACUCUUUGACCAAAAGAAAAAGUACCGUUCGACUGUAAAAACAUAAACACGUAAUAAAAAGUGCACAAGUGUCUCGUAAAGAGAGACUUGAUUUGGACAGCGUAAAUUAGUUACACAUAUAAAGACAGUUCCAUGGAUGAUAGCAGCUGCAGUUGUUAUCAGCCGAUUAAAACAAAUACUAGGCAGCACUUUACGAUGGAACGACCAUCUAUAUUUAAAUCAAACAGAAACGGACUGUUGAAGUUCCUGGCACGGUUUUCAGGCCGACGACGACAUAUGGGCACGCGGCUUCAUAAAAUAGCAAUUUUUAUACCAAUAUUUGUAUUAUUCACAUUAGCCGGUGUAUCAGAAGCCUGUUCGAGUAGAUCAACACCAAGACCAAGGCCACCGACACAAGCGCCUCGUCCAAACAUCACAUUUCCAACAUAUAAAUGCCCACCAGCCUAUGCGGCAUACUACUGUCUCAACGAAGCGAGAUGCUUUACAGUAAAAAUUGGUGAUUCGCUGCUAUACAAUUGCGAAUGCACAGACGGUUACAUGGGUUCGCGUUGUGAAUACAAGGAUUUAGACGGCUCCUAUUUGCCUACACGUCGUCUGGCUAUGCUACAAACGGCGAGUAUAGCAAGCGGUGCAUUUUUGGCGCUAUUUUUGGUGCUUGUGCUAUGUCUAGUCUUUUAUGUACGAUGGAAUCAACAACAGAAACGUGAUCGAUUCAACGGUGUACAUGAAGAGAAUGGUUUUGAUACCGUUGACGGUUUACAAACUGUACGAACAGCGUUGCCAGAACUAAGGCCAUUCGGACCGCAUCAUCAAAGGUUCAUACCAAUGUCACAAGCGUACAGCAAUCGAUAAGUGCCUGCCUGCCGGUUUGACGUGAGAAAAAAUAGAUGAAUGGAAUAACCCUGUCCAAUUCGUGUGGCAUUUCAUCGGUGUUUUGAUUAUCACAUUUUAAUGGAUCAUCAUAUAAAUUUCCAUAAACACCGAAUAAGAAAAAGAACUAAUUUAAGUUUGCGCUAGCAUGAGCGUAAAAUUUUCGUUUUCGACAAAAAGGAUUUGUCUAUUUGGUAUCGAAUAAGCGAACGAUACCAAUCGAACCAUUAUAUUUUUUUUUUGUUGAUUACUUCAUACGCAAGUAAAAGACUAACUUUAUGUUUAUAAUCCCAAAAACUAAUUUAACUAAAACCUAAAGCCAACAAAUGCUAUUGCCUUUUCUGUAAAUAAUAUUGAUUAUUAUUAUUAUAAAUACUAUGGAAA
Molecule: messenger RNA, 3082 nt
Organism: Contarinia nasturtii (swede midge)
Lineage: Eukaryota; Metazoa; Arthropoda; Insecta; Diptera; Cecidomyiidae
Product: protein spitz-like
Exons: 6
Coding region: 1961-2680 (239 amino acids)
Biological process (GO): epidermal growth factor receptor signaling pathway
Molecular function (GO): receptor ligand activity; epidermal growth factor receptor binding
Source: RefSeq, a predicted model, not a curated record